GCUUUGGCGGAGUUUGAGGAGGAGGCGUUGGAAGAGGGGUAUGAUGAGGACGACGAGGAGCCUGAAGACGACGAGGACGGCGACGGGGGGGAGAUGGAGCCGGCCGUGGACGAGUCGUUGAAUUCCGCAGCCGGCAUUGAUAGGCUGGGCUCCGUCAUCUUGUCUGUGGCGCUGCCGCUGGCGGCGCAGGGCUCCCUGCAUCGGCAGAUGUACGUGUCACAGCAGCAGCGGCCGCCGCUGACGAUGACGCCCACGCAGCCCCAGCAGCCCCAGCAGCAGGCACCAGCGGCGGGCUGCAGUCCUCCAAACCACAUUGGCCAUGUCCCAUACGAGCCACAGUACUCGAACGAGCCGUCUCUAAGUUCCAUUCCGUCUCCGACCAAAGACGGCCUGGUCCGCCCCACCUCCGAGACCUCCUACCCUUCGUCUACCAGUGGUGAGGGCAGUGGGUGCUUGGAGAACGCUGCGGGGCCGGCUUCUGGGCCCGUACCAGCUUUCCCCGCCGUGCAGGAAGCAAACGGCAGCCUGGCCGCUGCUGCCGCCUCCGCUGGUGUUGGCGGGGGCGGGGGCAAGGGUGGGGCCCGGGGCGGGGGGGGGGCCGGGGCCCCGAUCUGGCGGCGGCGAAACGCGUUUGUAGAGUGGGCGAACACGAUGCAUCACGAAAUGGUGGUUGAAGAGCAGCCGCCUGGCGGAAGCAGCGCGAGUGGUGGUGGUGGUGGCGGUGGCAGUGGCAACGGUAGCGGCAGUGGUGUCCCUGGCGGAGGUAUGCCUGGACAUGGCAACACGGUGGCAGGCGGGGCAGGCGGCACAGAGCAGCACGCGUCAUCAUCAUCGGGCUACAAUGUUCCCUUGGCGCUUGCGGCGGACACGCUGCCACCGGAGGGUGUGCAGUUCCAGUAUGCGCCGGGCGUCUACAUCACGUUGAAGCCACCGGCACAAAAAGGCGGCCCGGUUCGGCUGGUCAAGGUUCGCUUCAAUCGCAAGAUGUUCACGGAGCAGUCUCAAGGCCAGGCCUGGUGGAACAUGCACAGGGCGACAUUGGCGGAGAUGUACGAGCUGACCUUCAACAUGGGGACAAGUGCUUCUGGCCGAGAGGCUUUGGCGGAGUUUGAGGAGGAGGCGUUGGAAGAGGGGUAUGAUGAGGACGACGAGGAGCCUGAAGACGACGAGGACGGCGACGGGGGGGAGAUGGAGCCGGCCGUGGACGAGUCGUUGAAUUCCGCAGCCGGCAUUGAUAGGCUGGGCUCCGUCAUCUUGUCUGUGGCGCUGCCGCUGGCGGCGCAGGGCUCCCUGCAUCGGCAGAUGUACGUGUCACAGCAGCAGCGGCCGCCGCUGACGAUGACGCCCACGCAGCCCCAGCAGCCCCAGCAGCAGGCACCAGCGGCGGGCUGCAGUCCUCCAAACCACAUUGGCCAUGUCCCAUACGAGCCACAGUACUCGAACGAGCCGUCUCUAAGUUCCAUUCCGUCUCCGACCAAAGACGGCCUGGUCCGCCCCACCUCCGAGACCUCCUACCCUUCGUCUACCAGUGGUGAGGGCAGUGGGUGCUUGGAGAACGCUGCGGGGCCGGCUUCUGGGCCCGUACCAGCUUUCCCCGCCGUGCAGGAAGCAAACGGCAGCCUGGCCGCUGCUGCCGCCUCCGCUGGUGUUGGCGGGGGCGGGGGCAAGGGUGGGGCCCGGGGCGGGGGGGGGGCCGGGGCCCCGAUCUGGCGGCGGCGAAACGCGUUUGUGGAGUGGGCGAACACGAUGCAUCACGAAAUGGUGGUUGAAGAGCAGCCGCCUGGCGGAAGCAGCGCGAGUGGUGGUGGUGGUGGCGGUGGCAGUGGCAACGGUAGCGGCAGUGGUGUCCCUGGCGGAGGUAUGCCUGGACAUGGCAACACGGUGGCAGGCGGGGCAGGCGGCACAGAGCAGCACGCGUCAUCAUCAUCGGGCUACAAUGUUCCCUUGGCGCUUGCGGCGGACACGCUGCCACCGGAGGGUGUGCAGUUCCAGUAUGCGCCGGGCGUCUACAUCACGUUGAAGCCACCGGCACAAAAAGGCGGCCCGGUUCGGCUGGUCAAGGUUCGCUUCAAUCGCAAGAUGUUCACGGAGCAGUCUCAAGGCCAGGCCUGGUGGAACAUGCACAGGGCGACAUUGGCGGAGAUGUACGAGCUGACCUUCAACAUGGGGAACAAGUGCUUCUGGCCGAGAGGUCGGGAGAGGCCAAGAGGCUGA
This is a messenger RNA of Volvox carteri f. nagariensis, 2214 nucleotides long. RefSeq lists its product as uncharacterized. Bases 94 to 2214 code for a protein of 706 amino acids. The transcript is spliced from 8 exons. Lineage: Eukaryota; Viridiplantae; Chlorophyta; Chlorophyceae; Chlamydomonadales; Volvocaceae. The record is from RefSeq and is a predicted model, not a curated record.